This is a messenger RNA of Daldinia decipiens, 2368 nucleotides long. RefSeq names its product Mob1/phocein. The transcript is spliced from 2 exons. Gene Ontology annotation, cellular component: cytoplasm. Bases 125 to 1705 code for a protein of 526 amino acids. The record is from RefSeq and is a predicted model, not a curated record. Lineage: Eukaryota; Fungi; Ascomycota; Sordariomycetes; Xylariales; Hypoxylaceae.
CUCAAAUCACACAACAACAGUUCACUUAGCGACAGAACAACGAAGCAAGGACACCAACUGUUUACCCAAUAAACAAUCCGCACCUGGGGCAUUAGCCUCAAAUAUCCACAUAGGUACUUUUAUCAUGUCUCUGGCGCAGGGCUCGCCUCGACUGCCCAGUCCACCACCUCCCGCCGAGAUUCAGAUCGGACCUAAAUCUCCAGGACUGGGUAGCACUGCAAGCCGUCAAGCACAACAGAUGGAGCAGACUAUCACCGAAGCAAAUGCGAAACGGCGCAUACAUCCGGGCACCAAGUCUGAGGACAUGGCUGCCGGGCCGCCUCUUAUUCCACUUGGCGAGCUCGACUCAGCCUUUCAACUUCAAGAACAUCUCGCAGCACUUCACUACCACCAUACCGCCUCUAAUACGACACCUAUCACUCGAGCGACUGCUUUGCAACUAGCUACGCCGCCGCCAGGCAUCGAUAGGACGCUAUGGCUCUACGAGCUUUGCCGUUUCCUCAUCGCCCAAUGUAAUAGUCUGAUAGUAGGCUUCCUCUUUGAUACGCCGCCAUGUUCAUCUAUAACAUGCCCCGAGAUGCGAGCCUCCGAAUGGCAAUUUCUAUGUGCCGUCCAUGACCAACCAAAGAGCUGCUGUGCCAUCGACUACUGCUGCCAUACCCUCGACUGGGCUGCGAACGUAGUCACCAACCCCAAGAUCUUUCCAAGCAGAUUUGUGGUGCUAUCAGAAGGGCAUGACAAGAGCUCAGUGCUAAAGAAUCUUAUCAAUGUGUUCCGUCGACUCCACAGAAUAUUCGCACAUGCGUGGUUCCAACAUAGAGGAGUGUUCUGGUCAGUCGAAGCUCAGACGGGCUUGUAUGCAUUCUUCAAGAUGGUCUGUGACAUGUAUGACCUUCUUCCUGCCGAGAACUACAAGCUCCCACCAGAAGCAGAGGGCUUGGAACCGGCUGAGAAGGAGGAUAAGAAGCCCGUAGUAACCGCUAUUGUGAAGCCGCUGCAGCCGCCACCACCGCCGCCGCCGCAGCAGCAACAACAACAACAGCAGCAGCAGCAGCAGCAGCACGAGAGCACCGAACAUGAAGAUGAUCGACAUGGUCUACACGCUCGUAGAAGUAAUACGGCUAGACAUUCGAGCAGGCCGUCAACCGGUAGUUCCGUGACGACUGUUAUUGAAGAACGAGAAGACGAGCAGGACGUUGCAAACAAACUUAAGAACAUGCACAUCUCAGGCCCCGAGAUAGCAGAAGAGGAAGAGUCCGGAGUCGAAGUACCUGUCAUUGUUGAAGGUGAAUUGCUAGAAAAUUCUUCUGGCGUCCAGGAACUUGGAGUGCCUCAACUGUCCGAGCCCCGGGAGCAACAGGGUGACGUGCAUUCUCAAGGUAUCAGGAUAGAAGUACAAGAGGAUGUGCCGGCAGAACCAGAGAUAUCUACGGAAAGCGAGGCAGUGGAGGCUGAGAGCAGCAAAGAAGUAUCCCUACUUGAAAAUGGGCAGGUGGUUGAGGAGAACGAAGCACCUGUCCCGAGCAUAGAAAAGCAGGAAGAUGCGCCAGCAGAAGAAGAGCAGCAAGCCGAGCAGCAAGCCGAGCCGAGCACUGCCGAGGAACCUGCACUGGCGACGGAAUCUACCGAGGUAGAUACGGAGAAAGAGGAGACGGAGGAGGCGAAGAAAGAAAAGUCAAAUUCAAAGAAUUUGGGCACGGACUAGGAUUUCGUAGCUGGCCUGGAGCGAUUUGAAGACGUGGACCCGGCGGCCGUAGAGGAAGUCAUCCGUCGUGCUAGACGGGCGCUCGAGCGGCUCCGUCGCCGGUGGAAUUGCACCGAUGAACCUGACGACGAGGAUUUGAACGACGAAACGGACAUGAUUAUAGGACGAACGGACGCGAUCGUCGGCAGAUUACGGCAGGUGAGGGGCGCCGACGAUGACGAAGAAUCGGGAAAUGCUGAUGAUGACCGAGAUAUGUUCUGAAUUGGCGUUGAUUGCGGCAUGUGCAUAGUUUCCGCGUCUUGGAGCUAUUGGGUGGCGAGCCUCAGGCGAAGGUUAUACGUGUAUGAACAGUGUUAAAUGAGAUAGGGGAAGGGGAGGGAAAGGACAGUUCUCCGGCACAUAAUUAAGAUGCGAGGCUGGCGGACGGGUUAAUUAUGUGUAAUGUGGUACUCUAAGCUGGUGAGAAGCUUGAGAAGCUUUCUCUAGUAGUCCUACUAAUGGUUAUGUCUUAUGCCCGAGAUUCUAAGCAAUGUUGUAAUUCUGUACCUGACUCCGUUGACUUGGCUAUCUUAGAGCUUACGUUUCGUUGAACAAGCUUCUUUGUAUUGCAUUGUUUACAACCGCAGCAGCUAUGUUGUCUGUAUUGUUGACUUCAGCAUGUAC